Messenger RNA from Aspergillus lentulus, 693 nucleotides. The record is from RefSeq and is a predicted model, not a curated record. NCBI's taxonomy places the organism in Eukaryota, Fungi, Ascomycota, Eurotiomycetes, Eurotiales, Aspergillaceae.
AUGGUCAAUGUUGCUGUGGCUGGAGGUACUGGCGGCGUCGGUCGGACGAUUUUGGAUAUUAUCAGUACUACCGACAAGCAUCAGGCAUUUGUACUCUCACGGAAGUGUAUUGAGAAUGACGACGAUGUCAUCCAGGUUGACUACAAUAACAUUGACCAGCUUGUUGCGGUUCUGGAGGCGAAGAACAUCCACACCAUCAUCUGCUGUUUUGCCGUCGAGGGCAAUUCCCUUGCUGACUCUCAACUGUGCCUUAUCCAAGCGGCUAUUCGAUCAACGGCUACUCGACGCUUUGUGCCUACGGCAUAUGCAAUUCCAUAUCCACAGGAGGCUCUUCAAGUCUUGCCUCAACUCAAGGACUACUUUAAAGCAAUUGAGUUACUGAAAGAAUCGGACUUGCAAUGGACAGUCUUCUUAAACGGUAUCUUCCUUGACUACUUCGGCCCUCCGGAGCUCAAAUCCCAUUUGAAGGCAAACGUGUUUGUACUUGACAUGAAGAACCAUGUUGCUGCAAUCCCCGGAGAUGGCAACGCUCCUGUUACCUUCACUUACAGCUACGACCUUGCAAGAUUUGUGGUCGCCGCACUUGAUUUAGAAGAGUGGCAGGAAGAGAGCCGAGUAGUGGGAGAUACGGUAACUUGGCAUGAGUUUGUUGCGAUAGCGGAAGAGAUCUGUGGUCAGUAUCUUCAUCACUGA